This is a messenger RNA of Microthlaspi erraticum, 417 nucleotides long. The record is from the annotation of a GenBank genome assembly. Lineage: Eukaryota; Viridiplantae; Streptophyta; Magnoliopsida; Brassicales; Brassicaceae.
AUGUACCCAGCCUUUUGCGUCAAAACUUUGAGCGCAUAUCCUCCGGUUGUUUCUGCCUCCACCACGUUCCAAGCGGCCCAGGCCGUGCUCAGAUUCAGCAUAUCACAAGCUCAAAUAUCUGCCAGUUUCGCAGCAAAAGCGGCAAAAGAGAAUCCAAACUUGAAGAAGCAGUUUGCAGGGUGUCAAGAUGCCUUUGUGACCAUUAUAGAGCAUUUCAAUAACGCUAUCAGGGAUCUCCAAAAGUCACCAGACGUUUCAAAAUAUGAAGCCAUGAUCUGUACGGACAACACGGCGAUAGUUAAGAAUCUGGUCGGGAAAAAUGGAGACAUGGCUUCCAAGAAUAUGGUGAAUAUGACAUUGAUGAUGGAGAAGAUUAUUGAUAUUGCUGUUGGAGCCACUAUAGCUGUUGGUGGGUAA